Molecule: messenger RNA, 1375 nt
Organism: Moneuplotes crassus
Lineage: Eukaryota; Ciliophora; Spirotrichea; Euplotida; Euplotidae
Source: the annotation of a GenBank genome assembly
AUGUCAAUUGCAAAACUGCAUUGAUUUGCUCCAGUAAUUCGAAGGAAGACUCCACGAUCAUCAAACAGAAAUCCUGUUAAACUUGCAGAAUAUCAUUCCCUGACUCAGGGGAUCACUAAUUCAUCUCAAAUAAGAUAUCCCAUGCCGAUUCAAAAUAUAAGUUCUAUAAAGAUAACGUUGAGCAGUCGAAAAGAGGCAAAGCCACCCUUAAAGAGGACAAUGGAUUGUCCUAAAGAGCCCAGAAUCUCCUCACUCAAGGCAAAGCCCAACUGAGACAGCAUCAGAAGUAGAAGUAAUAUUAAAGAACCUCAGGUCUGAGUUAGCGAUGCAGGCCAAAAUUUACAGAAAAUGAACUCAGAUCUAGACAUCGUUAAACCAUCUAAUAAGAUCAAGAUCAGGUCUGAUCCAGAAAGAAGAAAUAUUAUCCAAAGAGAAUACAUGCCAGUACCUAAAAAGAGGAAACUUUUAAAGAUGGAAAAUAGGACUCAUAACUUUAUCUCUCAACUCCCUCUAGAAACUCCGGCCAUCACUCAGCAAGACUAUUGAGAUGUUGAAGACAAUAUCUUAGCAAUCUUGAAGAAAUCUGAUGAAAAAUAGAAAGAAAAAGAUAAAACACAUCAGAACUCUUGAAAUGAUAAAACAAGAGACCUGCAAAUAUUCCAAUCUUAGGCUUAAAAGAGAAAAGGAGAGAAAUAAUUCUACCUCGGUCAUGAGCAAUAAGUCCGAUUCGCUCCUGUCACCUAGAAGAAGUUAUACUUCAAACCAGAAUGAAGUAUCUACUAAUCAUUCGUAUCAGAAUAAAUCAGACAAGAAGGAGAAUCAGAGAGUACAUUGUGGCCAAGACCUUGACAACUUAUUACUGAUUCUAGUUCAAAACAAUAGGAGUUUCUCUUCCUAAAUAUCUUAAAAGCUUUAAGAAGAAGCCUUUCAGCUGGAGACAAACACAGAAGGGUCAGAGUAAUAGCUCGAAGCAGCUUAAAGAAAAAUGAAAUAUGUUUUAUAAGAACAAUCCUCAAAAAAAUUAAAACUACAAAAAAAAGACAACACAGCCACAGUGCAAUAAAAAUAUAUGGAAAUAAGAACUCUACUAAUUUAACAAACAAAAAGAUUAUGGAUAAGAUUAAAUCGAAAAAUAUCUUCCAGUUUCAAAAGAACCUUGGCAAUAGCUAUAACCAAAUAGGCACAGAGGAUGGGUCUAAUCCCACAGCUGAUGACAAGGAUAAUAUAAGAUCCAGUGGUGAUUCACCAAUCAAGAACUUAAUGCCAAAGAUAUCUUCUUACAAUACCCAGAAUAUCUUCCAAAGAGACCCGAAUUAUAUCGACCACGGGAAUUACCAGAAUGUGAGGUUGCCAUCCCUUAAGUAAAUAAUCAAUU